UGUUCUCUGUGCAUUGACAAGUUGACGUGUUUAGGAUAUUUUUCAGCUUUGCAAUAAAAAUGAUUGACUCGGUCUAAAUAAAAGUGUCGUCGUUUCGGUUAUAGUAAUUAGAAUAAAAUAUGCGUAAAGCAGUGAUAACAAUCGUAGUUCUGUGUUUAUCGGCGGUUCUAGGAGACGAGCAUACUCACAGUUAUGACGAGCACGAUGAAGUGGUGCUAUGGAUGAACACAGUCGGCCCGUACAGCAAUCGACAGGAGACAUAUGCAUAUUUCUCGCUGCCGUUCUGUGUCGGCACAAAGACAACCAUCAAUCACUACCACGAAACGUUGAGCGAAGCGUUGCAGGGCGUCGAAUUAGAAUUCAGCGGCUAUGAGAUUGAAUUCAAAGAUGACAUUAGUGCGACCGAAAUCUGUAUGGUCGAAUUGAAUGACGAAAAGGUGCGCGCCUUUGCGUACGCAGUCAAAAAUGACUACUGGUAUCAGAUGUACAUCGACGGAUUGCCGAUAUGGGGCAAAGUGGGCGAAAAGGAGGACAAAAAGUAUUACAUUUACACACACAAGCGCUUCGACAUUGGCUACAACAACAAGCGCAUCGUUGACGUUAACAUACAAACGGACAAAAAGGAACUGCUGACGCCGGGCGCUAAAAUCAAAUUUACUUACGAAGUGAAUUGGAAGCCGAGUAGCGUGAAAUUUGAAGAUCGUUUCGACAAGUACUUGGAUCCGACGUUUUUCCAGCACAGGAUCCAUUGGUUCAGCAUAUUCAACAGUUUUAUGAUGGUGAUAUUCCUGGUGGGGUUGGUAUCGAUGAUUCUGAUGAGAACGUUGAGGAAGGACUACCAGCGAUACAGCAAAGAUGAAGAAAUGGACGAUAUGGAACGUGACCUGGGUGACGAGUAUGGAUGGAAACAAGUGCAUGGAGACGUGUUCCGGUCGCCGUCACACAAUAUGUUUUUCUCCGCAUUGGUCGGUACUGGCUACCAACUGACAACCGUCGUACUUUGUGUCAUUGUUUUUGCAAUCUUCGGUGAACUCUACACCGAACGAGGAUCAAUGCUAUCAACGGCAAUAUUCGCGUACGCAGCAACGUCACCAGUUAACGGAUAUUUCGGCGGUUCGUUGUACUCGCGUCAGGGCGGCAAAGUGUGGAUCAAACAAAUGCUCGUCUCGGCAUUCCUCAUACCGGUUUGUGUGUGCGGCACCGCAUUUUUCAUCAAUUUCAUCGCCAUUUACUACCAUGCAUCGCGUGCCAUACCGUUCGGUACGAUGGUGGCCGUCACGUGCAUUUGCAUAUUUGUCAUAUUGCCGUUGACGUUGAUUGGUACGGUUGUCGGCCGAAAUUUGGAUGGUCAACCGGAUUUCCCGUGUCGAGUGAAUGCCGUCCCGCGGCCAAUACCCGAAAAGAAGUGGUUCAUGGAAUCGUACUUUAUUGUGCUGCUGGGUGGUGUGCUGCCGUUCGGAUCGAUCUUCAUUGAAAUGUACUUCAUUUUCACGUCGUUCUGGGCUUACAAAAUUUACUACGUCUACGGUUUCAUGUUGCUGGUUUUCCUAAUAUUGAUGAUAGUCGUCGUUUGCGUCACAAUCGUUUGUACUUACUUCCUGCUGAACGCAGAGGACUACCGAUGGCAAUGGACCAGUUUCCUGUCGGCGGCAUCAACAGCCAUCUACGUGUAUAUUUAUUCCUUUUACUACUUCUUCUUCAAAACAAAAAUGUACGGACUGUUUCAAACGUCAUUCUACUUCGGCUACAUGGCAUUGUUCAGCGGUGCACUGGGUAUCAUUUGCGGAACGGUCGGCUACAUUGGCACAAGUAUAUUCGUACGUAAAAUUUAUUCGAAUGUAAAAAUAGACUAAGAACACACCAACCCCCAGGAUGUGUGUAUUGAAUCCGAGAUGUUGUGGUCUCGGCUUUUGUAUCCGUUCGGUGUAAUUUAAAAAUUAAAAAUUUAAACAAAAAAAAAUGAAAUUGGUCGCUGUGCUAAGU
Bradysia coprophila is the source of this 1983-nucleotide messenger RNA. It is a transcript of the gene TM9SF3, whose product is annotated as transmembrane 9 superfamily protein member 3. The record is from RefSeq and is a predicted model, not a curated record. Gene Ontology annotation, cellular component: membrane. Gene Ontology annotation, biological process: protein localization to membrane. Lineage: Eukaryota; Metazoa; Arthropoda; Insecta; Diptera; Sciaridae.